CUCAUUUCCAAAAUUGUUCAGGGUUCCUAAAAAUAUUUUAGGGGGGGGUCAUCCGACACCUAGGAACCCUCGUCAUCACCUAUGCUUUAUUGUCAAAAGUAAAAAGUUACUAUAAAAACGGGCAAUUAAGCCUCGAAUGCUCUGUGACUUGGCAUCGUGACGUCGUGGCUGUUAAGAACAUUCUGCUGAAAGGACAUGGACAUUGCUGAGACUUCCGAUACCGGAGGCGACUUGGGGGGCGAUCAAAAGAUUGCUGAGGCUGCCGAAUCAGCCGUUGCUGUCGUUGAAGCAGCCGCUUCUACUGCCGCCAACGUGGAUAGUGAUGUAGAAAUGUUCGAAUACGACCAGCAGCCAGCUGAUCAUGCUGUCUAAUCAGCACAAUGCAAACAAAACAAAAAAAAAAACAAAUGUAAUAUUAGUUUUAAAGGCUAUCCCAAACAUGUGGGCAUAGUAGCGUAGCAAAAGGUUGACUCCCCAUUUGGUUGAUGUUGACUUCGCAGGAAGUAACGGGUGUUUUUUGAUAUGAAAAAUACAUAGGUGUUUCUUUCCCAUCUAGUCGUUUUGAGCACAAAAUUAAUAAAAAUUACGAAACGUUAUUGAUUUUGACAUCGGAAUGUUGGCUGCCGUGUAUGUCAAGAAAAGGGAAACAAAAUUUUGUUUACAUUUCAAAUAUGCAUUUACAACACAGUUGGCAGUGAUAACACUGAUAAUAAUUCUUUUUUUUCAUUCGAUACAUCCUUUUGUUUUACUGUGAAAUUUGUGUUUAUUUCUGAUUUUAUUUUAAAAUAAACGAAAAUUUUCAAAACGUCACAGUUAGAGCUCUAAGUUUCACAAUAGUUUAAAAUACUCCUUGCCUCGUAUCAUACAAUCGAAUGUUCACUAAAUUCGUGCCACUGAUUAAGUAAGGCAAAUUUCAAUUAUGAUUUAAAAAGAGAAAUUAAAUAAAAUAUGAUUAGUGUCUUGAAUAAUUUAUUCAAUUACUACAACAGAGCAGAGAAAUGCAUUUUCUAAUAUUUCACUUCGAUAUUGUGAAUUUUAGUUUGUCCAAAAAAUGAAAGCAAGAGAAAAGACGAAAAUUAUCAAUGACAACGGAAUGGUUGAAUACGCGAAAUAGGAAACCACAUCUUUUUCUAAAAAGUUUGCGAUAUGGCGAAAAGUCUCAAAUUGGAUGUAAACAACUGUUACUUGUAUAUAUGUAUAUUGUAUAUAUGAGCUGCCUUUGUGAACGAGCCGUCAUACUAUCAUUACCAACUUCACAUUAUACAUUGACAACUAAUCUGAAGUUAAUAAAAAUAAUUUACAAUAAAAGUCAAACGUUGAAUAGUCCGGUAAAUAUAUAUUCGACAAGUUAACAUAAAAGAGAAGGAGUAGCCUUAGUAGUAGCAAAUAUAGGAAUAAAUUUAUUUCUAGUCAAAAUAAGGAGAACGAAAUUUAAAAGUGAAUAACCAUGAUACACGAUAUAAUUUUGUGCCUUCUUGAUCCAACUCCAGUCAAUACAUCGAUGACAACAUAUUUGCGUGUAUAUGAUGAUUAUUUUCAUCCGAGCGAAAUUCAAAUGUUGAAGGAAAUUUUAAAAUGUGCGAAAAUACAUCAAGUUAUUAGACAAUUCAUUACAAAAUAUUCAUCGAGAGCUGUUGCAAUAUUAUCUGUGAAUGGCGCAGUUCAAGCACGUAAUGGAAUCUACCUUGAAUCAUUUGCCACUGCAGUGGACUCGUCAUUGGAUCCAUUUCGUAAUAAAAUGCUUGAGCUUGAAAGAGAAUAUAUCAAAAAUGGACAUUUAUCUAUAAAUUAUUUUCUCACACAAAUCAAAGAAUACCAGACAUUUUUUCACUUUUUGGAACAAUUAAUUAAUGAAAUUGAGACACAAAAACUACACGGUUGCGCUAUUUUGAACCUUUUACAUAAAUACAAUCACCAUGCGGAUCCAAAGUGCUUAACUUCACUUAAAACCAUUAGACUUUCGGUCUACGCAGUGUUUCUUCGCCAACUUUCACAAUGGCUGAUUUAUGGUCAAAUUGUUGAUAUUUAUGCAGAAUUCUUCAUUAUACAUUGUAGUAGUGGCAGCGAAAGUAAAAAUACAGCAGUAACUACAAUAACAACAAAUACGGUACUUUCAGAGAGAGCCAGCACAAGAUCCGAAUUACAAUUUCAAAUAGCAUAUGAUAUGGUUCCCUGCUGGUUCCCUGCGUCAUGGGCUGAAAAUGUGCUGUUCAUUGGUCAAACCGUUCGUAUGUUAGUUGAUGAUCCACGGAAAAUACAGAAGAAAAUGUCUAUUUGGAACGACGAAGAUGAAUAUGCAACCAUGGAGUCACUUUGGAACAAAAGAGAACAUAUAUAUUUUAAUAAGAUUCAGAAGCUUUACAAUUGUAAUAGCAUUGACAAUGGUUCUUAUGAAUAUGUUGUACACGAAAUUAAACAGUAUGUUACUGUAAGGUUGUCGGAAAUUGCGUUCAAUCAAGCGGAUUUGAUCAAACACUUGAAAUUAUUCAAAGACUAUUAUCUACUCGGACGCGGAGAACUUUUCUUGGAAUUUUUAAUGCAACUGAAAAAUAUUGAAACCAGUAACGGUGUCACAGAGAAUUUGGCACGGGAAGUUAACCAAGCUUUUCAAAAAGCUCUGAAUCGAACAUCAAUUGACACUGAUCAAAUAGCUGUUUCCUAUAUACCUUGUGCAUACUUUAUUGAUUCCGAUGAUGAUAUCAUACAAAAAAUCCUAAAAUCAGUUCGUUUGAACUUCAACGUAAAAUGGCCAUUGCACUUGUUUUUUUCACCCUCUCGAGUGAUUGAACAGUACAAUGAGUUGUUUGGUUUUUUGUUGCAAAUACGACAACUACAAAAUGAACUCCAUGAUGUUUGGCGUUUGCAUAGAGACAACAAGAUAGCAGGAAAUUCAAUGAAAUCACAACUACGAAACAAAAUGUUAUUUUUUAUCGAUAAUUUGCAAUACUACCUGCAGGUAGAUGUCGUCGAAUCUCAGUUCAGCAUAUUAAUAAAUGCAGUGCAGAAUUCCAAAGAUUUUGAGUUUAUACAACGGUCACACAACAUCUUUCAAGCGAACGUGAUGAGUUUGUCGUUUUUACUGAAUUCCAUUACUGAUGAUGCGUCGAAUGACACAUGUCAAUCACAAAAUACAGUACUGAGAAUUUUGAAUAAAAUUUUCAAAACAGUCAGAAAAUUUUGCAAGUUUAACGAAAACACAAGUGAUCAAACGUCCACAGAGACGCAUCAAGUUAUAGAAAUAUUUGACGAACAGUAUUCAAAUCAUAUAAAGGAACUACUAAGCUUGUUGAGCAGCAACCGUACAGCUGGUCCACUCUCUCAACUUUUACUUCGUUUGGAUUUUAAUCAUUGGUUUAGCUCGCACACUGUUUAAAAAAACCACAUCACACACAUAUUCAAUAAUUAACAAUAAAAAAAUUGAAAACUAUA
Contarinia nasturtii (swede midge) is the source of this 3429-nucleotide messenger RNA. It is a transcript of the gene Grip75, whose product is annotated as gamma-tubulin complex component 4 homolog. Gene Ontology annotation, biological process: mitotic cell cycle; meiotic cell cycle; spindle assembly. Gene Ontology annotation, molecular function: gamma-tubulin binding; microtubule minus-end binding. The coding region runs from base 1448 to 3373 and encodes 641 amino acids. The record is from RefSeq and is a predicted model, not a curated record. Gene Ontology annotation, cellular component: spindle pole; equatorial microtubule organizing center; gamma-tubulin complex. The transcript has 6 exons. NCBI's taxonomy places the organism in Eukaryota, Metazoa, Arthropoda, Insecta, Diptera, Cecidomyiidae.